AUGGAAGCUGCUGGCGUUAUGAACCAUUUCUCGUGUGUUGUCGUUCGGGGUAUCUGCGAUUAUGCAGACUCACACAAAAACAAGGAGUGGCAAGGCUACGCGGCAAUGGCUGCAGCUGCGUUUGCCAAAGAUCUUCUUUGCAGACUUCAAAGAGCCCGCUCACUUGUUCCCCCAGAGAAAGUACAUCAAGACACUCACGAAGCGGACUGUUUGAGAACCCUACGUGACACAGAUCCGUCGGACGACAAGGCACGCAUCGAGGAGACAAAAGGAGGCUUACUUCGCGACUCUUACAAGUGGGUUCUCAGCCAUGAUGGGUUUUGUCAAUGGCGUGACGACCCGGAGAGUCGACUGCUUUGGAUUCAUGGUGACGCAGGAAAGGGCAAGACUAUGCUUCUCUGUGGCAUUAUUGACGAGUUGGAAGCUGGUGGCAAUCACCUAGUCUCAUACUUCCUUUGCCAGGCGACGGAAACAAAGCUGAACAAUGCGACGACAUUGAUUCGAGGGCUUAUUUACUUAUUCGCCAAAAAAAGGCGCCAUUUGCUUUCACAUGUCCAGAAAGAAUUCGACAUGGCGGGUAAAAACUUGUUUGAGGAUCGAAACGCCUGGCAAAUACUAAGCAGGCUUCUUGGAGCAAUACUCAGCGACCCUCGGUCCAGCAACGCGGUGAUAGUCAUCGACGCACUUGAUGAGUGCACAAAGGACCUGUCACGUCUUCUCGACUUGAUCACCAGAUUCUCCCGAUCCUAUCAAGCCAAGUGGAUUGUGUCGAGCAGAAACUCGCCACCCAUCGAGGAGAAGCUAGGCAACUCCUCACAAGGUUCAAGAUUAAAUCUCCAGCUUAAUGAGAACCUGAUUGCUACCGCUGUCGAAACUUUCAUCUGCCAUAAAGUACAGUUCUUGGCACAAGUAAAAAGGUACGAUGAUGCUACCAAGGAAGCAGUGAAAAACCAUCUAAGCAGAAACGCCGAUGCCACCUUUCUAUGGGUAGCCUUGGUCUGCCAGGAGCUUGGAGAUCACCAGGUUCGAAGACGUCACACACUUCAAAGGCUCAAGUCAUUCCCUCCUGGUCUUGAUGCUCUUUACCAGCGAAUGCUCCAGAAUGUUUGCGAAUCUGAGGAUGCAAAGUUAUGCAAGGAAGUCCUAGCUACUGCUCUUACCGUUCUGCGGCCACUUAGUCUGUUGGAAAUCACAUCACUCAUUUCACAAUUUGAGCUUGAUGACGCCGUGGAGGUCAUUCACUCCUGUGGCUCGUUUGUGACGAUUCGGCACGACAUGGUAUAUUUUGUCCAUCAAUCCGCGAAGGACUUUCUACUGGACCGAGCCAAAAAUACAGUUAUGCCAUUCGACAUGAGCCACAAUAAUUACAGAAUAUGCAUCAGGUCGCUGGACAUUCUUGCUGAAACAUUGAAACGAGACAUGUACAGCCUCAAGGAGCCAGGGACUCUAAUAAGUGAAAUAGCUCAGCCGGAGCCAGAUCCUUUGGCCCCUGCAAGAUAUUCCUGCUUAUUUUGGGUGUCGCAUCUUUCGACGUCACUUCUCCGCCGUCCCAGUCGAGAAUUGCUGGGAGACUGGCAAAGCGCUGUUGCAAGAUUUAUUGGACAGCACCUUUUGCACUGGAUAGAAGCGCGUAGUCUACUCCAUGAACAACAACACUCGCGUUGGUCCGAUGUUUUAAAAGAUGCUUGUCGAUUUAUAUUACAAUUCAAGAUGGCCAUCGAAACAGCACCACUACAAGUCUACACGUCAUGUUUGCUUUUUAGUCCGCGCAAUAGCUUGGUACGACAGCUAUUUGCUUUUGAGGAGCCGAAAUGGGUUACAGUAAGUGAUCGGCCACAAAAAUGGGACGCUUGCAUGCAAACACUAGAGGGACACAGUGGCUAUGUCUGCUCUGCGGUUUUCUCUCCAGAUGGCCACAAGGUGGCGUCUUGUUCCGAUGAUGCAACAAUUAAAUUGUGGUCUGUGGCUACAGGAAGCUGUUUAGCGACGCUGAAUGGCCAUGCCGAUGCAGUUUGCUGUGUCUGCUUUCCCAUUAAAGGUAAUUGGCUGGCAUCUGGUUCCAGUGAUGGCAACAUAAAGAUCUGGGAUCUUGCUACAGAGUGUUGCAUAGAGACGCUCAUUGGCCACGAAAAGACCGUAAGCGCACUCGCCUUUGCACCAAAUGGCACCGAGAUUGUGUCGGGCUCGUUUGACGAAACGAUUAGGAUCUGGGACGUUGCGACGGGCUCAUGCUUGCGAUCCUUUCAUGCCCGCCAUAUUACCGCUGUGGGUUUCGCUUCACAUGGUAAUGUGUUUGCAAGCUCGUCGCACGAAAGAAGCAUACGAUUCUGGGAGUUAGAGAAGGGUACUUGCUUAUAUACGAUUAGGACUGUAAUCAAGAUUCACGACGUGUCUAUCUCUCCACACGGCACGAUGCUCGUUUCCGGAGGCAUCAACGGCAUCGAACUUUGGGAUUUAACCUUAAGGAUUCGUCUGAAGUGGUUCCAUGUUAUCGGGGUCGUUACUUCCAUUACUUUCUCCCCUUGUGGGCAGUACGUCGUCUAUCGUACUGAUUCCACGCCGUCACCAAAGGGGCCGACGGUAUUGCAUCUGGAGUCUGGGAAUUCUAGGGAGGCAAAUACAACGGAUUGGGGGGAUCACGGGUCUGUAUCGUACUCACCUGAUGGCACAAAGAUUGUUUCUACGUUAGGCAACGUUGUGUGGCUGUGGGAGGUGGCUCUGCUGCGAGACUGUACCGAACCGAAGGACGAUGAUGAGAUUGUGAACAACAUGUCGAUCUCUGCCGAUGGACAACGAGUCGCAUUAGGCGGGACAGGCAUUACUAUUUGGGAUAUUCCUACUCGUCGACGUGUGCUGAAAUUCGGGGAUAUCGGAGGUGCCCUUUAUCAUUUGGUGGAAUUUGCACCGGACGGCUACGUGUUGGCAUCUGGGUCUCAGUUUGGUAAAAUUAACAUCUGGAACGCGUUUGGCACGUGCGUCCAGACAUGCAAGCCCACCAAGUGGUCUGAGAUGAUGGAAGAAAUUGAGGAGCUUGCAUUUUCUCCAAGCGGUCGCUUUAUCGCUUCCAGCUCUGCCCACGAUAUCAAAAUCUGGGAUGUGCAGACUGGGUGCCAUUUGCUGACGCUGAAGUGUCUACCGUUCGGCAGGAUUACCUUUUUACCAUGUAGCCAACGACUAGCCUACGCUACGAACACAUCGAGUGUCCAGAUUUUUGAUAUUUCGACUGGAUGUUGCAUACGCGAGUUUUCGACAACCGAACACUGGGGUUUGAAACCAGUUGCCUUUGAUAAAGACUGCAAGAGAAUGCUGUCAUUAUCAGGUCUCAUGAACUUUCAGAUUCACGAUCUAGAUACUGGAAGAAGUGAGGAAUUUCGACCGGCAAGGCGCAUUUGGAAUAGGUCAUUGGACCAUGAUGAUAAAGGGUAUAAUGUCAGUAUAGACUACAAGUGGAUCUUGAAAGACGGCAAACGGCUCAUUUGGAUCCCUCCAAGUCUCCGAGAGAAUGAUGAAGAGACAAAUUAUUUGGCAAUAUGCGACUCGGCUGUGAUUCUUGGCCACGGUUUGGGCCCAAAGAUACCGCUGUUUCUAUGGUUUGAUACGGCUGAAUUGGGAUGA
This is a messenger RNA of Pochonia chlamydosporia 170, 3615 nucleotides long. Its product is annotated as WD domain, g-beta repeat domain-containing protein. The coding region runs from base 1 to 3615 and encodes 1204 amino acids. The record is from RefSeq and is a predicted model, not a curated record. Gene Ontology annotation, molecular function: catalytic activity; protein binding. The transcript is spliced from 2 exons. Gene Ontology annotation, biological process: nucleoside metabolic process. NCBI's taxonomy places the organism in Eukaryota, Fungi, Ascomycota, Sordariomycetes, Hypocreales, Clavicipitaceae.